Messenger RNA from Lemur catta (Ring-tailed lemur), 2340 nucleotides. It is a transcript of the gene SLC6A6, whose product is annotated as solute carrier family 6 member 6. Gene Ontology annotation, biological process: taurine transmembrane transport; sodium ion transmembrane transport; neurotransmitter transport. The coding region runs from base 115 to 1980 and encodes 621 amino acids. The record is from RefSeq and is a predicted model, not a curated record. Gene Ontology annotation, molecular function: taurine:sodium symporter activity. Gene Ontology annotation, cellular component: plasma membrane. NCBI's taxonomy places the organism in Eukaryota, Metazoa, Chordata, Mammalia, Primates, Lemuridae. The transcript is spliced from 14 exons.
CAGACAACGGACGCGCGAGGUCGGGCCGAGUCGCCGCCUCCUCCGCGCCGCCGCCAGCGCCGAGCCCGACCCGGACCCCGAGCGCGCGGCGGGACCGAGCCAGAGAGCGAGGUCAUGGCCACCAAGGAGAAGCUGCAGUGUCUGAAGGACUUCCACAAGGACAUCCUGAAGCCGUCGCCGGGGAAGAGCCCGGGCACCCGGCCCGAGGACGAGGCCGACGGGAAGCCCCCGCAGCGGGAGAAGUGGUCCAGCAAGAUCGACUUCGUGCUGUCCGUGGCCGGGGGCUUCGUGGGCCUGGGCAACGUGUGGCGCUUCCCGUACCUCUGCUACAAGAACGGCGGGGGUGCGUUUCUCAUACCGUAUUUUAUCUUCCUGUUUGGGAGCGGCCUGCCUGUGUUUUUCCUGGAGAUCAUCAUCGGCCAGUACACGUCGGAAGGGGGCAUCACCUGCUGGGAGAAAAUCUGCCCCCUGUUCUCCGGCAUCGGCUACGCCUCGAUCGUGAUCGUGUCCCUCCUUAACAUCUACUACAUCGUCAUCCUGGCCUGGGCCAUGUACUACCUGUUCCAGUCCUUCCAGGAGGACCUGCCCUGGGCGCACUGCAACCACAGCUGGAACACGCCCCACUGCCUGGAGGACACCCUGCGCAGGAACAAGAGCACCUGGGCCUCCCUCGGCGCCAGCAACUUCACCUCCCCUGUCAUCGAGUUCUGGGAGCGCAACGUUCUGAGCUUGUCCCCCGGCAUCGACCACCCGGGCGCUCUGAAAUGGGACCUCGCUCUCUGCCUUCUUUUGGUCUGGCUCAUCUGCUUCUUCUGCAUCUGGAAGGGUGUCAGGUCCACGGGGAAGGUCGUGUACUUCACUGCCACCUUCCCGUUCGCCAUGCUGCUGGUGCUGCUGAUCCGCGGGCUGACGCUGCCCGGCGCGGGCGAAGGCAUCAAGUUCUACCUGUACCCCGACAUCACCCGCCUGGAGGACCCGCAGGUGUGGAUCGACGCGGGGACCCAGAUCUUCUUCUCCUACGCCAUCUGCCUGGGGGCCAUGACCUCCCUGGGGAGCUACAACAAGUACAAGUACAACUCGUACAGGGACUGUUUGCUGCUGGGAUGCCUCAACAGCGGUACCAGUUUUGUGUCUGGCUUCGCAAUUUUUUCCAUCCUGGGCUUCAUGGCACAAGAGCAAGGGGUGGACAUUGCAGAAGUGGCCGAGUCAGGGCCCGGCCUGGCCUUCAUCGCGUACCCCAAAGCCGUGACGAUGAUGCCGCUGCCCACGUUCUGGUCCAUCCUUUUCUUCAUCAUGCUGCUGCUGCUCGGGCUGGACAGCCAGUUUGUUGAAGUCGAAGGACAGAUCACGUCCCUGGUGGACCUUUGCCCGUCCUUCCUCAUGAAGGGUUAUCACCGGGAAGUCUUCAUCGCCACCAUGUGCAGCAUCAGCUACCUUCUGGGGCUGCCCAUGGUGACAGAGGGUGGCAUGUAUGUGUUCCAACUCUUUGACUACUAUGCAGCUAGCGGUGUAUGCCUUUUGUGGGUUGCAUUCUUUGAAUGUUUUGUUAUUGCCUGGAUAUACGGCGGCGACAACUUUUACGACAGCAUCGAGGACAUGAUCGGCUACCGGCCCGGGCCCUGGAUGAAGUACAGCUGGGCCGUGAUCACCCCGGUUCUCUGCGUGGGCUGCUUCAUCUUCUCCCUCGUCAAGUACGUGCCCCUCACCUACAACAAGUCCUACGUGUACCCCACCUGGGCCAUCGGGCUGGGCUGGUUCCUGGCCCUGUCCUCCAUGCUGUGCAUCCCCUUGGUCAUCGUCAUCCGCCUCUACCAGACGGAGGGGCCAUUCCUCGUGAGAGUCAAGUACCUGCUGACCCCCAGGGAGCCCAACCGCUGGGCGGUGGAGCGCGAGGGCGCCACCCCGUACGGCUCGCACACCCUGGCCGUGAACGGGCUGCUCAUGAAACCCACGCACAUCGUCGUGGAGACCAUGAUGUGACCUCUCGCUGCUCGUGGGGCCCGGCCGCUUCUCCUGCUGUUUACUAACGUUAGAUUCUCCCAGGACCAGGUUUACAGAGCUUGAAAUUUGCACUAGGAUUUUUUUCUUUUUUUUUUUUUUUUGUGUGUAAUUGUCACAGAAAACUCGGUGACCGUGUGUACGUGCAUAUGUGUGUGCGUAAUCGUGCGCGCGCGUGUGUGUCUUUCGUUUGCAUCUGCGGAUCUUUUGUACAAAAAAAAAAAAAAAAACACACACACAAAAAAAAAACACAAAACAAAACAGACAAAACCCCCCACGGACACGUGAUGUUGUGGGGAAGAGGCGGAGCUUUCGUACUGAAUUAGAUGUAUUUUAUGGAAA